AUGUUAUCGAGAGUUAACUUGGUCGCGCUUCUGCUGACCUUGAAUUGCGUUAGCCGCGCGAUUGAGCAUUCGAGAUCGCCGCUUGAGAAAUGGCAGGAGGAAGGGAGAGCCGUCACUUCCGACAAGAAGGUCCUCAGGUACAUGUAUGAUAAUGUGACGUCCGAGAGUCCUAUUUCUUCGGUCAAUGGUCGCAACGGUGACAGAGACAAGGUAGCCAAGAUUCAUCGUUCAAUUGAUCAAGACAUCUAUAAUGCAUAUUCCAAGAUUGAAAUGAGGGACCGAGAUGAAACACGGCGUAGGAAACGAAAAGUACGGCCAAGUACAAUGAUGGCGUUGCUGAUGGCGUACAAGCUUAAAUUUGUUGCUCUAAUACCAACGAUACUCGGAGGUCUGAUUCUUCUCAAAGGAACGACGCUACUCGCGGGAUUUUUCUUCGCCCUAUUCGCUGCCGUUCUUGGAUUAAAAGUACACUGA
Molecule: messenger RNA, 474 nt
Organism: Temnothorax curvispinosus
Lineage: Eukaryota; Metazoa; Arthropoda; Insecta; Hymenoptera; Formicidae
Exons: 2
Coding region: 1-474 (157 amino acids)
Source: RefSeq, a predicted model, not a curated record